GGUUGUAAAAGAUAAAUGAUGGAGGCCUAUAAAAGGAGGGCCUAGCGACGUAUUCGUUACAAUUGUGGAAAACUUAUUUGAGUAAGGCAAAGCUUAAAGAAACCAAGUUCAAUAUGGCUAGCAUGAAGCAAGGACAACCCAUUGUGCAAUACGGGCCUUAUGGCUCUCAGGUGCCACAAAAUUACAGUUGGAAAGUUUCUGAUAGUGAACGUAUCAGUGCAGUGACUGUCAAUCAUGGAUACGUCGUAGAUGCAAUCGGAUUCGAGUUGACUAAACCAGAUGGAAGUAAGUACAAUGUACGAUUUGGUAAAAACACCCCAAAUCCAGCUAACAUCCCGAUGAAGAGUGGUGAGUACCCAACAGGAUUUACUGGACAAUAUGGGUACGAUAGAGAUCGUAAUCAAGUUGGGAUUGUAAAAAUAAAGGUACACACCAAUUUGAACCCUCAGGGAUAUGGACCUUAUGGACUUGCUGAGAAUGUUGAUAAUAUAGUACCUUUUCAAUCACCACUUCAAUAUGGUUGGCCUCUCGUCGGUGUUUUUGGAGCUUAUGACGAAACUCUCGAGUCCAUUGGAGUUUUCCUUAGGGAGGUAAGAAUGGAUCGGAGAAUAUGUUUUUUUAGUUCUGAGGUUUAAUUUUUUAUCGGUCUGAGGGACUCUUGAACUGUACUCUUCUUUAUGGAUAUGAGUUGUUGUCUUCCUUCCCUCCUCAGAACCUGAUCAUAGUUCUUAUGAGCGGAAUACACUGGAUAUGAUAAUGAUAAAGUUGAUCUCAUUUCUUUUAUUAUUAUUAUUAUUAUUAUUAUUAUUAUUAUUAUUGUUUUUAUACUUUUUCUAUUACAUUAAUAAGACUGCAUGCAUCAUUAAUUUACAAAAUUUAUCCAAUGAAAUUAAGCUAGCAUAUUACUAGAGAAAAAUGCAAUGAAAAAAGAAAGAUAUAUUUUCUUUGUUAUUAUUUGAUAUUCUAACCAUCCAUGUUUUUGUUGAUUUUCAUGUUAAAUUCAGGAAUUCUCUUAAUUCUGCUCUCAAUGAACUGUUUUGGCUACCACAUCAGCCAUAGCUUUUUUUUUUUUUUUUAAUAA
Amaranthus tricolor (Joseph's coat) is the source of this 1081-nucleotide messenger RNA. Its product is annotated as protein GOS9-like. The transcript has 3 exons. NCBI's taxonomy places the organism in Eukaryota, Viridiplantae, Streptophyta, Magnoliopsida, Caryophyllales, Amaranthaceae. The coding region runs from base 114 to 635 and encodes 173 amino acids. The record is from RefSeq and is a predicted model, not a curated record.